AUGUCAUCAUUUGCCACAGCUGAAGUGUGCGAUGCACAUGCAUCCCACCUAGCAAGUGGUGAUCUGCGGGCCCUACAACCCAUAUUCAAGAUCUACGGGCAAUGUCGGGCCUUUUCAGGGCCCGUAGUCACACUCAAAGUGUUUGAAGAUAACGUGUUGGUUCGAGAGCAUCUCGAGUCCAAAGGAGAGGGGAGAGUUCUUGUGAUUGAUGGUGGUGGUAGCAUGAGAUGUGCACUUGUGGGUGGCAAUUUAGGCCAAUUGGCCCAAAACAAUGGGUGGGUUGGGAUUGUGGUCAAUGGGUGCAUUCGUGAUGUUGAUGAGAUCAAUGGGUGUGAUAUUGGGGUUCGGGCUUUGGCUUCGCAUCCUCAAAAGUCGUAUAAAAGAGGUAAUGGUGAAAAGGGUGUGCCGGUUCAUAUUGGUGGGACUUUGAUUCACGAUGGGGAGUGCUUGUAUGCUGAUAGCGAUGGGAUUCUUGUCUCGAAAACUGAACUGUCUUUAUAA
Lactuca virosa is the source of this 501-nucleotide messenger RNA. Lineage: Eukaryota; Viridiplantae; Streptophyta; Magnoliopsida; Asterales; Asteraceae. The record is from the annotation of a GenBank genome assembly.